AGUCAAUCUUCUAGAGAGACUAUAGAAAUAUAUAUAUAUAUAUAUAUUCAUCCUCUGAUUGUCUUACACAACAAAUGAACAGAAGCUUACCCUUUAAUCCUCAGGCUUACUGACCCAAUAGAAAUAUUUUCAUUUUCUUCCUCUUCUUCUUCCUUUGAGCUAUCAUAACAACAAACCAUAUAUGGCUGAUCCUACUUCACUUGUAACUAAACCAAUUCUAGAUUUCAUCAUUAAGACUACUACCUCCUUGAUCAAGGAGGAGUAUUCUCUGGUCCAUGGCGUCAAGGAAGAUAUAGAGAACCUCAAAAGGCGGCUCACUAGUAUCCAAGCUGUGUUUGAAGAUGCGGAGAACAAGCAAGUGAAUGAUCCACGUCUGAAAGAUUGGCUCGGAAAGCUCCAGGAGGCAGCUUCUGAUGCUGAAGACAUAUUGGAUACUUUUGCAACAAAAGCUUAUCUUUGGAAACAAAAGCAGAAGGAGCGUAUAUUCCGGUCUCUUCCGAGUAAAAGCAAAACAUCCUAUAAACGUGAUGCAGCUCAGAAAAUCAAAAAGCUUUCAGAAAGAUUCGAUAGGAUUGCCAAACAAAAAGAAGAUUUCCAUCUCGACAUCAAGGUUAAUGGCGGAGAGACUGUGAGCCCGAACUACACAGGCUUUUUUGUGGACAAGUCAGAUGUUGUUGGCAGGGAGAAUGAUAAAGAAAGGAUAACACAUAUGCUGCUAUCGAAUGAAUUCGAUAAGGAAGGAGAUGUUUCCGUGAUUCCCAUCAUAGGUAUGGGGGGCUUGGGUAAAACAACUCUUGCUCAGCUUGUCUUCAACGACAACAGGGUAUCUGGCCAUUUCGAAUCCAGAAUGUGGGUCUGUGUCACAAGCCAAUUUGACCUGACCAGGAUUCUCAAAGAAAUGAUACAAUUUCAUUCCAAGAUGAAAUUGGAUGACAACUCCAAAAGCCACCUACAGUCCCGGCUUCUGGAAUACUUGGUUGGACAACGUUUCUUACUUGUUCUAGAUGAUGUUUGGACUGAGGAUUAUCUAGAAUGGGAGCCCCUAAGGGAUCUCUUGAAACAAGGGGCAAAGGGAAGCCGAGUCUUGGUCACAAGUCGGAUUACCAAGGUUAAGGAUAUCAUAGGCACACAACCUCCCCAUCUUUUGAGCUAUCUGCCUGAAGAGGAAUGCUGGUCCUUGUUUGCAAAAAUUGCAUUUAAGGGUGACAGUUUGUCUAGCCAAAGGCUGAAAGAUUUGGAAGACAUUGGUAGAGAAAUCGUCAGGAAGUGCAAAGGUCUCCCAUUGGCAGUCAAGGCAAUGGGAGGUCUCUUGCGUGGUUGCGUUGAUGAUGUAAACAAAUGGCGGCAAAUUCAAAGCAGUGAAAUAUGGGAGAUAGAGGACCGGAACUCUGGAAAUGACAAGCCCAAAAUUUUGGCUAUUUUGAAAUUGAGCUAUGACCAUCUACCUUCUCAUCUAAAGCGCUGUUUUUCUUACUGCUCCUUGUUUCCAAAGGCCUACACUUUCCACAAGGAAGAGUUGGUCAAGCUUUGGAUUUCGCAAAGGUUUAUACAAGCUCAAGGACGAGAGACGGAGGAGGAGACUGGAAUUGCAUAUUUUGAUGAGCUCUUAAUAAGGUCUUUCUUUCAAAUUUCGAUCAUUGAAGUCAAGGAGAUAUUUAACAUGCAUGAUCUUAUCCAUGACUUGGCACAAUCGAUUUCAAGCCCCAAUUGUUGUCUGGUUAAUGAUAAAGACUCAGACAAUUUCUCUGAACAAUCACGUCAUGUGAGCUUGCUUGGGAAAGAUGUUGAGCAGCCUAUGUUGACAAUUGUCGAGAAUGCUAGUAAGCUGCGGUCACUUCUAUUUCCUAGUCACUACUUGAAAAACUUUGGUCAGGCCCUUGAGAAAGUAUUUCAUACAAUGAAAUACAUUCGGACCUUGGAUCUUAGUUCAAGUAUGAUUUUGGAAUUGCCUAGCUCAAUUGAAAAGUUGAAGUUGUUACGCUACCUUGACCUCUCUAAAACAGAAAUCAAGAUUCUGCCCAACACUAUUUGCAAUCUCUACAAUUUGGAAACACUGAAACUCUUGGGGUGCCCUUGGCUUUUCGAAUUGCCCAAGGAACUUGGGAACUUGGUUAAUUUGCGACAUCUGGAGCUCGACGAUUUAUUCUGGGUCAAGUUCUCCAUCCUGCCACCAAAAGUGGGGAACUUAACCUGUUUGCACGAUUGGCAUGCAUUUCAGGUUAGCCACAAGACGGGAUAUCGAAUUGAAGAACUGAAGAACUUGGCAUAUCUCUCAGGAAAAUUACAUGUCUCAAAGCUAGAAAAUGCAGUUAGUGUUGGGGAUGCUAAGUUGAACGAGAAGAAGUACCUUCGAAAGUUGGUGUUUGAGUGGAGUGACAGGGUUUCCAAUACACAUGAUGAAGCAGCUGAAAAAGGUGUACUUGAAGGCCUACAGCCUCACUUAAACCUCAAAGAGCUCCAAAUUUGUCACUAUAGGGGCAAGGAAUUUCCAGCAUGGAUGAGGGAAGGGCGGCUCCAAAAUUUGGUCAGUGUUACCUUGAAUGAUUGCACAAACUGCAAAAUCCUCACUCUAGGUGAACUACCCAAUCUUCAAUUGCUCUACAUCAAAGGUAUGCUGGAGUUGGAGAAAUGGCCAGAGGUCAAAUGUCCUUCCCUCUCACGGCUAAAGUUUAGCAACUGCCCCAAACUGAAGGAGCUACCCAAGUUCUUUCCAAGUUUGAGAACCUUGAAGAUCAAGCGCUGCACAUCUCUAAAGGCUCUUCCAGUGGCCCCAAGUUUGAUGUUUCUAAAACUUAUUGACAAUCUUGUUCUGGAGGAUUGGCAUGAAGUACUGACAACGUGGGUGGCUGUAAAUGAUCAAGGCCAACGUUCAAGUUGGCACCAAGGGUCUUGGUUUAAAUUGUUGGAACUGAAUGUAAUAAGCUGUCCCAAGCUGCAGGCAUUGCCACAACACUUUUCUCCACAGAAGUUGGAGAUCAGUGGGUGUGAGUUAUUAGUUGCUUUCCCACAACCACAGUUUGCCCAACGUCUUCAGCAUUUAGCACUGGAUUCAUGUCAUGAUGGAACAUUAGUGAGGGCAAUACCAAAUACCAGUUCUCUAUACUCGCUGGUUAUUUCUGGCAUCUCAAACCUCAACUCACUUCCAAAAUGGCCCCAACUUCCUGGCCUCAAGGCGUUGUACAUUCGUGAUUGCAAAGAUUUGGUGUCUUUGUCUGAGAAUGUAGAAGGGUCACUACGAACUUUGGUAUCUCUCAAACAACUCUCCGUCCGAAAUUGUCCAAUGCUUGUGACAUUAACCGAGGAGCUCCCUGCUACACUAGAGUGUUUGAGUAUUGGCUCAUGCCCCCUUCUGCAGUCUCUAGGCCCCAAGGAGAUACUGAAGAGCCUCCCUUCACUUCAGGACCUUUACAUUGAGGAUUGUCCCAAGCUCAACUCCUUGCCUGAGGAUGGGCUUCCAGGCUCUCUUCGACAUUUGCAAAUACAUGGAUGUCAGCUGUUGACAGAGCGAUGCCAAAAGGAGGAUGGAGGAGGCCCAGAUUGGCCAAAGGUUAUGCAUAUUCCUGACCUGGAGAUUGACUUACCUGAAGUUUCUUCAACAACUUUGCCCAAGAAGAAACCAUCAGCAGCAGCUUGGUAUCGUCGAUUCCCACGCUCUGGAGGGGCCAUUGCCACAGAGGGCAAUCGGAGUGAUACUGAUGUGGACAAAGCUGUUGAUGAGGAUCUAAAUGAACCAAAAGCAGAACAGGAAGAGACCAGAUCCAAAAAAUCCAUUCCAUCAACUCAAAGCAAAUCAAGUUCCACAAAGGAUUCUUCCAAUGAAAUCAACAAACAAGCAUCAGGUCUCCCACAACUAGUAGAUGAGGAAGAAGUACAAGAAACUCAUUUGGUCCCUAGGUCAGCCUCAAAGAAAGUUCCAGAAGAGAAAAACAUAACUAAUCCAACAUCUGAAACUAUUGACAAUGAGGACGAUGAUAUGGAGCGCUUUUACACUUCCUUGGGAGCCAAAUCUGAAACUUCUCCAUCUACAUCCAGUAGUGUCAUAACUGAUGUGCAGUCCCAGAAAACCAGGCCAGGUCAAUCUGACAUAGACAAGGCAUUGGACAUAGUAAAAAAUGUAUUAGCAACUGACUUCUCUUCUGCAUGCCAUCCCGGUCGUUCCAUUUCUUUAGAUUCAGAAUUAGAAUUGUUGUGUGACUUGGAUGAAAAUGAUGGCAUCUCGGUUGGAAUGAAAUUCCUAGUGCUUCAACUCUCAAAGGACUUCAAAGUUUUGAAAAGUCGAUACUGCCAAGCCAAUGACACCAUUGAAAGGUGCACCAAUCUGAUCAAGCCUAUGGCUGAGAUAGCAUUUCAACUGGAUGCAAAUAAACAAAAGUUCUUGGAGCUCAAUUCAGUUGAGGCAACAAUUCAAAUGAGUAUAAGUAAGGCUGAAGCACAGAUCAAUGAGCUACAGAAGAAAGUAGACACCUUCCCUCUGGCUGAACAACACAUGCAUGACAAGCAAACAAUGUCAACAGAUGGAAAGAGUAUCUCUGGAGCUGAAGGACAAAUAAAUGAGCUAAAACAAAAAAUAGAUUCUUUGACUAAACAGAAAGGAAAGGGAAAGCAAGAGAAGAAAAUGAUCUACACCAAUGGAAAGAAGCUGAAGGAAAAGAUGGAUGUGGCAGCUAAGGCAGAGGAGGAGAAGAAGGAAGCUGAGAGGAUCAAGAGGGAGAUUGAAGAAAAAUGGUCAGACUACAACAAACAGUUUGAGACGCUUACGUGCAGUGGAGGAAUGACCAUCUCCUAGGAGCAUAUCAUAGUGCAGGUCCAACAGAACAUAGAGUUAUGAAUGAAGUUAUGCACAUUGAACAUUACGCUAUUCAUGAUGAAAAAAAAUUAAGUAGCAGCAGCUUAGAAGGAAUUACAGAGGAUUACAUGCUGAAAUUGUUCAAAUUGUUGUGCAGGACGUCUGAUACAGGUUGUUCUUGUGUGGAAAUAUAAGGAAUUCUAUCCAAAAUAGGAUUCAGUGUGGCCUUUGGAGAAUUCCUUUUUCUGUUUUUGAUUGAAUAUUGGUAUUGCUUUUUUUUUUUUUUAAUUUAAUUUUAAAUCUGUUCUGCAGCUGACUGGGGAUGUUUGUUUUGAUGACGGUACAGUCUGCAGCUUGCUGCCUAUUAUUUAUAAUGUUGUCUGUUUGUUGAAUAAAAUCUAGCUCAUUCCAAAAAGAAAAAGAAAAAAGAUUGUA
Quercus robur (English oak) is the source of this 5221-nucleotide messenger RNA. RefSeq names its product putative disease resistance protein RGA3. Bases 182 to 4786 code for a protein of 1534 amino acids. Gene Ontology annotation, molecular function: ADP binding. Gene Ontology annotation, biological process: defense response to other organism. The transcript has 4 exons. The record is from RefSeq and is a predicted model, not a curated record. Lineage: Eukaryota; Viridiplantae; Streptophyta; Magnoliopsida; Fagales; Fagaceae.